Messenger RNA from Mytilinidion resinicola, 2118 nucleotides. Its product is annotated as MFS general substrate transporter. The record is from RefSeq and is a predicted model, not a curated record. Bases 1 to 1755 code for a protein of 584 amino acids. Gene Ontology annotation, cellular component: fungal-type vacuole membrane. Lineage: Eukaryota; Fungi; Ascomycota; Dothideomycetes; Mytilinidiales; Mytilinidiaceae. The transcript is spliced from 5 exons. Gene Ontology annotation, biological process: transmembrane transport. Gene Ontology annotation, molecular function: transmembrane transporter activity.
AUGUCGAGCACGACCGCUACGAUGGAUUUUGUCGAGGCAGCGAGCCAAACGUGUGCCGACGCUCGCAUGGAGAUCAACUGGCCACGAAGUUGGCGAGCUUACUUCUGCUGGCUCGGAUGCUUCUUCCUCAUGUUCAACAGCUGGGGCCUCGUCAACGCUUAUGGAACCUUCGCCUCCUACUACAUGGGCCACACGCUGAAAGACCAGGCCGGUGGUCAACUGGCACUCAACCUGAUCGGUUCGACGCAGUCGUUUUUGGUCCUGCUCUUCUCCGCGCCCGUGGGGAGGUUGCUCGAUGCUGGACACUUCCGCGUGGUCAUCGGCACGGGCGCUUUCCUCGUGCCGUUCGGUUUGAUGAUGCUUAGUAUUGCGGUACCGGCCGAAACGGGUGCGAAAGGAAAUUAUGCUUUCAUCUGGCUCACUCAGGGUCUCACCACUGGGCUAGGAAUGGCUUGCUACUUUGUGACUAGCUCUCAAGUUGCUGCUACCUGGUUCCCUCGCCGCAAAGGGCUGGCUGUUGGGUUUGUAGCCUGUGGUGCGAGUGUUGCUGGCGUCGUCUACCCAGUAAUGAUACGAUACAUCACUGCCAUCCUUGGGUUUAACAACGCCGUCAGAUGCGUAGCCGCAGUCGCAGCUGGCACGGGAUUCUUCUCGUUCAUCUUCGCAACUCCCGAUCCACAGCACGAACAUCCACGACCACAAAGCUACCGGAAGCUGAGAACAUGGAUUGAUACCGCGGCAUUCAAGAACAGUGCCUUCUGCUGGUACAUGAUAUCGAUCGCGUUCCUCUUCGGUGGAUUCUACCCUGUAUUCUUUAACUUGGAAGAGUGGGCAGCAACUCGCAACUUCGGUUACCGUGACGGUCUCGGUGCCGCAAAUUCACAGAGCCCGCCGAAGACAUCAGGCCACGAAGAUCCCAUCCAGACCUUCUGGCUCCUAAGCAUCAUGAACGGAUCCAGCACCUGCGGACGUCUCAUCAUGGCCUUCCUUAGCGACAAAUUCGGCCCCCUAAACAUGCACAUCGCCACGACCCUCAUCUGCGCCCUCCUCAUCCUCUUCUUCUGGACCUUCGCCGCCUCCACCACCCACGCCAUCGCCUUCUGCGUCCUCUUCGGCGCCUUCUCCGGCGCCGUCAUCGGCCUGCCGCCCGCAGGCGUCGCCAAUAUCCUCGCCAACUGCUUCGCCCGCAUGCGCCUCUCCCGCUGCGUCUCCACCUCGCGCGCGCCCUCCCUCCACCUCAUACCCAACUCCGACACCGCCGCCCUCAACACCCUCCCCACCACCCUCUCGCCCCACGCGCUCGAGAAACUCCGCCAAGUCGCCCUCGACGACGACACCGACGUGGCGUUUGGGCCCCACGCGCGCCUCGGGCAGUGGGUCGGCAUGAUGUACAGCGGCGCCGCGGUCCCGGCGCUCGCGGGGCCCGUUAUUGCGGGCGCGCUGGUCCAGCGGUAUAGGGACUACAUCACCGUGCAGAUGUGGAGCGGCGCGUGUCUGGUGCUCAGCGCGGCGUGCAUGGGGAUCGCGCGGUGGCAUCUGCCGAGCCGCGGGGGGUUGUGCUGGAACGAACGCACAAUGAGCUUCUUGCCGUGGAGGGGAGGGCGGAGCGAGGGGGGCGAGGAGAGCGAGAGGGAGGAGAUUGUGGGGGCGGUGAGGGGAAGUAGGGGGGUUGAGGGAGAGGGGGAGGGAGAGGGAGAGGAGAAGAGGAGUUUGGGAGGGAGUGAGAUUAGGGGGAAUAGGUUUGUGGGACGUUGAGGGGGGCGUGGAGAGGGGAGUGGUAUGGAGUGUUUCUGAGUGGCGGUGCCCCUUGAACUCUUUUUGGCUUUUGGCUAUGGCGUUUGCACGGGUAGGCGCUUCGCUUGGGGAGUUUGACGAUUAUGUGGUGGGUUGGGAAUGGCGCUGAGGUGCUCGCUGAUGGGUUCAGCGUCUGAUGCAUGGUUCUCUCGCUUGUAGCGACUUCAUUCUAGUCUUCUAGACUCUAGAGACAGAACGAGACAGGGUAUUUCAGGAGUCUUGUCGUUGGCACCAACGACGACGAGCUUGUCUUUCGUUAGAUACCCAUAUAUAGAUCGACCGAUCUCAACGCUACGGCGCAAAUACAGGAAACUUUUAACCGCA